Caenorhabditis remanei is the source of this 846-nucleotide messenger RNA. RefSeq lists its product as uncharacterized. The transcript is spliced from 5 exons. Bases 1 to 846 code for a protein of 281 amino acids. The record is from RefSeq and is a predicted model, not a curated record. NCBI's taxonomy places the organism in Eukaryota, Metazoa, Nematoda, Chromadorea, Rhabditida, Rhabditidae.
AUGUUGAAACUUCUCAUACUCAUCGCAGUUUUUGGGAUAAUUGAAUCGAUCGGCCAGGAAAAAAACGUGACUAUCAAUCAUCGUGGCCGAUUUUUCAUGAGAAAUUUGAACGAAGCUCGAGCAAUUCUCGCUUCUGGAGCCCUCCGCCAGUUGAAAAUCCUUGAACUUGGAAUGAUUAAACUUCCGCCAGUGGGUCCUGCGGCGAACAUGUUUAGACUGAAAUGGAGUACCGAGUUGGAGGAUGUGGCAAAAAAGAGCAUCCGUCUUCUACCUGCUUCUAAUUUCUACGGCAAUCACAAAGAUGGUGGCUACUCUGGUUUUUAUUGGAAAUAUGAUUUGGUUCAAGCCGUGAAAAAAUUGGUGGAGAAGAAAGGCGUGCCAGGUUUGAGUUUUGGAAGUAUUGAAGAUACCCUGAAAAAAUUUUCUAGUGCGCUUGAAACUCUCGUUUUCAUUGUGUGGGCAAUUUUAACAUAUCCGACAAAGUUUCCAAUAGGCAAGAAACAAGACAUUGGGCCUUCUGAAGCAUUGUUUGCACAUCGAUAUGAGAUUGGAUGCGCUUUCGAUGACUUCGCAUUAUGCAUGAUGAGAGCAGGAGUAAACAACGGUUCACUUUACGAAGAGGGAGUUGCUUGCACCCAAUGUCCAACCAACUGUGAAUUCAGUGAAAAUAUUGAUGGAAGUAUCGAGGAAGGAGAUUUGUGUGUUCCACCGGCAACUGGAUCAGAUUUUGAAGCGCAAAUGAAAGAAUCUGAAGAAAUGCAAGAGUUCAUUGAUUCAUCUAGUUUGAAUUUCAGUCCAAUGUUAAUUUGUGUACUUCUGAUCAUUGUGUUCAUUCUCAGAAAAUAA